Mesorhabditis spiculigera is the source of this 831-nucleotide messenger RNA. The record is from the annotation of a GenBank genome assembly. NCBI's taxonomy places the organism in Eukaryota, Metazoa, Nematoda, Chromadorea, Rhabditida, Rhabditidae.
AUGUGGGCCACCGGAGCUGUCGUCUGCUCGCCAGUCUAUAAAAUUUUUUCAACCUGCUGCCCGAUCCGAAAGGCACCUUCCCGGCCAACACCACAAGCCAGAUUGGAACUGGGACGUGGAGGAAUACCGACAUACGCAAAACCCCUAACCGUCCAACCUGCGAGCUGUGAACUGGAGGUGGAAACCAAAAACUACGGGGAGAUCCGAUUCAAGCUCGAUUAUAACUUUGAACACGGCCAGCUGGCCGUCACCGUCAUCGAAGCUCGAGAUCUUCCCGCCAUGGACAGUAAUGGAAUGUCAGACCCCUACGUCAAACUCUAUCUGAUGCCUGAGAAGAAGCAAAAAUUCCAAACGAAAUUUAUCCGGAACACCCUGAACCCAGUCUAUAAUGAGGUGUUCUAUUUUCCAAUCCCAUUUAAUGAACUGCAAAGUAAAUCGUUGCAAAUUGUGAUGUAUGAUUAUGAUCGACUCUCAAAGGACGACCGAAUAGAUCCAUACGUCAAAAUCUACUUAUUCCAUGGAGCCAAAUUGUUGGGGAAGAAGAAGACGUCAAAGAAAUAUAAAACACUAAAUCCCUACUACAACGAAAGCUUUCAGUUUAAGGUGGAACCGGUGAUGAUGGAUAGGGUGCACUUGGUUGUUAGUGUCUGGGACUACGAUAAAAUGAGCAAAAACGAUUUUAUUGGAGAGGUGGUCCUCGCUGCUCGACAUCUUGAUGUUCCAAAUGUGACAGCGUCAUGUCAUGCUCAAUGGGCCGAAAUGAUGCAGUCGAAACGGCCGGUCGUCCAAUGGCAUACACUAAUGCCAAAAUUUGACGAAAAAGAGGACGAC